Messenger RNA from Cucumis sativus (cucumber), 639 nucleotides. Its product is annotated as LYR motif-containing protein 2. The record is from RefSeq and is a predicted model, not a curated record. NCBI's taxonomy places the organism in Eukaryota, Viridiplantae, Streptophyta, Magnoliopsida, Cucurbitales, Cucurbitaceae. Bases 176 to 421 code for a protein of 81 amino acids. Gene Ontology annotation, cellular component: mitochondrion. The transcript has 3 exons.
CCAGGCUACUCAAGAUCAAAAUCGGUCUUCUGUCGUUGAAUCCUCAAAGAAAUCGGAACCGAACGAGAGAAAUGAUUAUACCUCCGAUUGAAUCAAGCAUGGAAUUCGCUUCACUUUAAUCUGCACCAUCAGUGUUAUCCUCUUCAUUUUGAUCAUUAAGGAAAGAGAGAUCGCGAUGGUUUUCUCCCAUGAUUUACGUGAAUUUAUUCUUCGAGCAAGAGUGUUGAAACUGUAUAGACAGGGUUUAAGAACAGCUCGGAAAGCGCCUGUUGAUGGUCGAGAUGAAUUGAGGCAUAUGAUGAGAGAAGAAAUGGAGAAGAACAGAAAGUGUAAUGAUAGACAGAAAAUAAGAUUUUUGUUGAGCGAAGGAAUAGAGCGAUUGAAGCGUCUAGAUGAGAUGUUGGAUAUGCAAGGCCAUUAGAUUAGAUAGAGAGCAGAGAGCUUUCUUUCUUUCUUUUACUCUGUAUCAUUUUGGAGUAUUUAGAAAAUUCAUUUUUGGAUUCAGCCUUUUGAGUUAUUAUAAUUUCGUACAUUUUUCUGAUUCUCUUUCUCAGUAAUUAUUUCUGAUUACAUACCUUUUUGUAUGACAUUUAAAGAGAGGGAAAAGAAGAAUGUUAUGUAACGUUGUUUUUUAUGUCA